CUCAUCAUUCAUAACAUAAGUAAAACCCCAUCUCAGCUCUAUCAUCUCUCUUUCAUUUAGGAUGUCCCUUGACCUUAACCCAAUAUUGCUAAUGAUUGAUUGAUAUAUAUACAUAUGCAUAUAUAUAUGCAGCUAAGCUAGGCUAAGAUAACCUUGUGAAAGAUCUUGGUUAUGGGGAAGAAAAGAGAGAAAAUAGGUUCAAGAUCUCAAACACUACCCUCAUCUCCUUCCCACUCUUUCUCUUCAUCUUCCUCCUCCGACUUUGAGUUCACCAUCUCCCUUUCCCCACGCGCCGCCACCUCUUCCUCCCUAUGUCCAGCCGACGACCUCUUCUACAAAGGCCAGCUCUUACCUCUCCACCUUUCUCCUCGUCUCUCCAUGGUCCGUACCCUCCUCUUAGCUUCCUCCAGCACUUCCUCCUCUUCCGCCGCCACUGCCUCUCGUGACUCCACCGCCAGCAGUUCCAAUGACUCCCAUUCUUCUUUCUCCAGUGACCUCGUUUUGCUCUCCGCCGAUUGCGGUUCCUCCAGGCCUAGCUCCGUCUCCGAUGACGACGGUCUCAAAAGGGUACUUCACAAUACAGGGAACCAACAACAACAAAUCAAGAAGAACAAGUAUUUCUCCUUGUCUAGAUUCUCUUCGGUGUUCAACAAGGAAAACAACAAGAAGCUUGACCAGGUAAACAUGGCGGCAACUCCGUCGUCGGUUAAAAAAAUAAGCACGACGGCGAAACGAGUAAUAAGCAAAUACUUGAAGAAAGUGAAGCCAUUAUACGAGAAACUAUCACAUAAGCAAGAUGAAAAAAUGGGAGGAGUUGAAUCGGUUUCAACUUUGUCAACAACAACAUCAUUUCCAGCUUCGUUCUCGAUCAAACCAGAGAGAUCUGUCAAAGAAAACAACAAUGGCGGUGGAUUUUCUCACUCUUUCUCGGGAAACUUGAGGUACCCAAAAAGGAGAAGCUGCAUUUCGAGCUGCCCAUCAUCCAUGAGGUCAUCGCCGAGCCACUCUGGGGUGCUUUCUCGAAAUGGGUUUCCGAGCACGAAUACGGGUCGGGUCGGUGGCGUUGGCGGCAUGAUGCACUACCCGGAUCGGUCGUCAAUGGAAGAACUGCAAAGUGCUAUUCAAGGUGCCAUUGCUCAUUGCAAAAAUUCAUUGGUUCAAAACAAAACUACUGUAAUAAGUAACGAAAUUUAACUGAAAAAAGAAUCUCUUUCCAUAAACUUUCCUGGUAAGGUAAAAAUAAAGUGACAUCAGUACUUUUUCUUUUUCCA
Messenger RNA from Gossypium raimondii (Peruvian cotton), 1271 nucleotides. RefSeq names its product probable membrane-associated kinase regulator 1. NCBI's taxonomy places the organism in Eukaryota, Viridiplantae, Streptophyta, Magnoliopsida, Malvales, Malvaceae. Bases 172 to 1194 code for a protein of 340 amino acids. The transcript has a single exon. Gene Ontology annotation, molecular function: kinase inhibitor activity. Gene Ontology annotation, cellular component: plasma membrane. The record is from RefSeq and is a predicted model, not a curated record.